Schistocerca cancellata (South American locust) is the source of this 2930-nucleotide messenger RNA. Its product is annotated as O-acyltransferase like protein-like. The coding region runs from base 52 to 1386 and encodes 444 amino acids. The record is from RefSeq and is a predicted model, not a curated record. The transcript has 9 exons. NCBI's taxonomy places the organism in Eukaryota, Metazoa, Arthropoda, Insecta, Orthoptera, Acrididae. Gene Ontology annotation, molecular function: acyltransferase activity, transferring groups other than amino-acyl groups.
UCCAUUGCGUGCAUUGAUGGUAUCCGUGCUUUCAGUGCUCUGUGGGUCAUUAUGACCCAUAAAAUUCUCCAGAUGUCACAGGAACCAUGGGUCAAUAAAGUUAUUCUUCUUGAGUCAACACGUGACAUACCAAAGAUGCCACUUCUGAACAGUAUGAUUAAUGUAGAUUCAUUCUUUCUGAUAAGUGGGAUGCUUCGUGCGAUGAAUUUCAUGAGAGAUGUGCAACAACGUGGUGGAUUUUGGAUUGCCACAGGAAUUCUGCAGAGGCUCCUCAGGUUAACACCAGCAUAUGCAGUGGUGCUUGCAGUAUAUGCAUGUCUGUUACCAUAUUUUGGUUCUGGGCCUGAGUGGAAUACUCAAGUCGGUUACAACUCAAAAAUGUGUAAACAACACUGGAUGUUCAAUAUAAUGUAUGUUAAUAACUACAUAAACUAUGAAAAUAUGUGUAUGUUACAAUCAUGGUAUUUGUCCGCUGACAUGCAACUAUUUGUUUGUGCACUCAUUAUACUGAUACCACUGUACUACUGGCACAAAAUUGGUGAACUGUUGCUGGGACUGGUUAUUUUUGUGUCAGUAGCACUGCCAUUCGCUACUGUUCUCAUCCGACGGCUUCCUGGUCUCUACCAGCCCACCCAGCCGGAUGAUCAGCUUUAUGAAUAUAUGCGUGAUGUUUAUAUGGCAACACACAACAGGAUGACACCAUAUCUUGUCGGACUGGCUCUAGGCUACUUGCUCCAUAGGAUUAAGGGUCAGCCUGUUACUAAAAGUAAGGUACUCAUUGGUGUUGGCUGGACAGUGAGCCUGUUAGUACUGGGUGCAGUAGUGUGGGGGCCAUACCACCUGCUCCAGGAAUGUGCUAGCCUUACAACAACUACACUGGAGUCUGCUGCCUAUGCUGCUCUACAUCGAUUCACGUGGGCACUUGCCCUUGGAUGGAUUAUCAUUGCAUGUUACCAUAAUCUCCGAUUUGGAGUUAUAGGUGAUGCUGUCAAGGGCAUUCUGGAGAGCAGUACAUGGCAACCACUGAGUCGACUUUCAUAUUGCAUCUUUCUGACACAUAUUGCUGUCUUACUCAUUAAUAGUGGAAGAAUACGAACACCAAUCUUCAUGGAUGAGUAUCUUCUGAUGCACAGUUAUGCUGGAGAUCUGGCCAUUGUAUUGUUAAUAUCAAUGGCUCUCCACCUAUUUGUUGAAGCUCCUUCACUUUUUCUGGCUCGAACCAUUUUCAGUCGUCAAGGAAACCAACAGCAGUCUUCAAAAAUAGUGAAAAGUCAAACUCCACAUCAAAAAAAUACAGUAGACCAGAAGAAAAAACAACAGAGGUGGCAGCAUGUGUCUCCAACAGACAUUCCAACAUCAAGUGAAUGCCCUGUUGGUCAGCCAUAGUAAUUUACUCAAGAUCUUGGCAAAGUAUCUCUGCAUUGUAGAAACAUUAUCUCCAUCUACUAGUUACCUGCAAAGUGAUGAAGGGUAAAGUUUUGUUACAUAAACAACAAGAAUCUACUAGAAACUCAAUAUUAUUUUAUCUAGUAUGAUAGUACUCUGUGAAUAGAACUGUUGAAAUUUCUAGUCUCAUUUAUUCACUGUAAUUUCAAUAGUUUUUAUUUGAUCACAUGCUAUGUAUUACUGACUAUGAAAAUUUAUAACUGAAUUGAGUGGUAUUGGAACACUUCAAAUGAAAACAAUCUCUGCAUAUCAUAGAUACAUUAUUACUAGCAACAUUGUGUGGAAAGCAAAUGAAUUGCUAUGCACUUGCAUAAAUUAAUGUUGUUAUUGUAGGGAAUUAAUGUCUGCUUAUUUUAAUUGCAACUAAAAAUAUAAUAUUUAUAAAUUGUGGGCCUCAUAAACAACUUUCUGCAAUAUGUAAAUUUAAGUUGUUUUCUGCUGAAAAAUUUGUAAACUUUGCUAUCUUGCAAGACAUUAAUAUCUUGCCAGUUGUCUUACAAGUUAACUGCACUUGUUGUUGUUGGUAGUAAGCCACAAUCAUUUUGUUUUGUAUUAUUAUGACUGAUGUUUAAAUCCUAUGUGAGCUGCAAAAUACAAGGAAAAUGACAGAAAAUGUUAAAUGAUACAAAUUGCAGCAGGACAAAAUCCCAAGACAUGCUUAAUAGUAAAUAUUUCUCACUGCAGUAUACAUGUAGGUUAUAUGUCAAACUUUUACUGCUUAUGUUUAGAAAAGCAAACUUUUAUUUUGGAUUAAUAUUUAAUUAUCAUAGUUUUAAUACCUGCAGAUAUAGAUACUUAUAAAAUUGGCUAACCUCCAUUCUGUGAAGACUGAUAAAAUAUAGCUGUACAUAAUAUUUUAUGACUGUAAUCUAAUAGUGAGUGUUGUAGUGUUUCUUAACAUUGUAUGAUAAAGCACUAUAUUGAAACUGAAAUCACAUAUACCGACAGACAAUUCUGGUUCUGGAAGAAGUAACAGAUUUGGUGGAGCAGGCAAGCUUCUUCAGCACAAGAUUUCUUUUGAUGAGAGUGGGAUAGCCAGACAAGAGAAGAACAAAGGUCAGAGACAAGAGGAUAUUAGUGGAAAGACAGAUAAUAUGUACUACAUAGUAAACAAAAGCACAUCAGACACAAAGAGGAUCUUUGUGUUGGAGUACACCUUUUUCUCUCCUUUUGACAUUGUAUCAACAGCAUAAAAUACCUUGGACAUUGUAAACUUGUGCCAUGUAGCUAUGCACACAAGAGACACAGGCAUUAUGAUAUGAAUGCAGUCAGUUUGCCAACAUUGUGAGAGAACUAUCUCAUUUUUUGGUAUACAUGCAUCAUAAUUCCUCUAUGAUUCAGUUUUAGAAAAUGUCUGUGAAUGUGCUGUGAUUAUACGCUGUUGCUUGUUACAGAAAAAAAAUGUUAUUGUUGUAUGAAUUGAUAGACAGCUCAGGGUAUUUGUCUGCACAUGGUGAAGAAGUAAGAUUGCAGUGUGUGAAUAU